AUGGCAUCAGUCUCUAGUCAGCAACAGUUCCGUUACACCCAGCCACCAUCGAAGGUGCUUCAUUUGAGAAACUUGCCGUGGGAAUGCACUGAGGAGGAACUGAUUGAACUUGGGAAGCCAUUUGGAAAAGUUGUGAACACAAAAUGCAAUGUUGGGUCAAAUCGAAAUCAAGCUUUCAUUGAAUUUACAGAUUUGAAUCAAGCCAUUGCGAUGAUAUCAUACUAUGCCUCAUCCUCGGAGCCUGCACAAGUGCGAGGGAAAACUGUAUAUCUGCAAUAUUCCAAUAGGCAAGAAAUAGUGCAUAACAAAACUGCUGCAGAUGUUGCUGGAAAUGUUUUGUUAGUAACAAUUGAGGGUGAAGAUGCACACCUUGUCAGCAUUGACGUCUUGCACUUGGUGUUUUCAGCCUUUGGUUUUGUGCAUAAGAUUACUACUUUUGAGAAGACAGCAGGAUUCCAGGCACUGAUUCAAUUCUCAGAUGCAGAGACCGCUACUUCUGCAAAGGAUGCUUUGGAUGGAAGAAGCAUACCCAGGUAUCUGCUUUCUGAACAGGUGGGGCCAUGUACCCUCAAGAUCACAUACUCUGGUCAUACAGACUUAACUGUUAAGUUUCAAAGCCACAGGAGCAGAGACUAUACUAAUCCUUACCUUCCUGUUGCUCAAUCAGCUAUUGAGGGAGGUGGACAGGUCAUGGUUGGUUUGGAUGGGAAAAGACUGGAGGCUGAGAGUAAUGUUCUUCUUGCAUCUAUUGAGAACAUGCAAUAUGCUGUAACAUUGGAUGUCUUACACACGGUUUUCUCUACUUUUGGACCUAUUCAAAAAAUUGCAAUGUUUGAUAAGAACGGUGCUUUACAGGCUCUGAUUCAAUAUCCAGAUACCCAGACAGCUGUUGUAGCCAAAGAAGCCUUGGAAGGGCACUGCAUUUACGAUGGAGGUUUUUGCAAGCUCCACCUCUCAUAUUCACGUCAUACGGAUCUUAGCAUAAAGGUCAAUAAUGAUAGGAGUAGAGACUAUACCGUUCCUAUUACACCUGUUGUGAACCUUCAGCCCUCAAUUUUAGGGCAACCUGUUCCUAUGGUGGGUGCUCCUGCUCAGCAAUACAAUGGGUCUCAGUAUACUCCAGUUUCUGACCCAGCUAUGACACCUCAGCCACAAGCAGGAUGGGGAGCAGCUCCACCGGCAGUUGCUCAAUCUAUGCCACUGCAGAUGUACAACAAUGUUUACAUGCCACCUGGAAACAUGCCACCACAAAUGUCACCUGGAAACAUGCCACCACAAAUGCCACCUGGAAUGCAAUUUCCAAAUCAUAGCAUGCUGCAACCAACAUCCACACUACCUGCAUAUGGGUUUGAUCGCACUCAAUAG
Molecule: messenger RNA, 1365 nt
Organism: Vicia faba (fava bean)
Lineage: Eukaryota; Viridiplantae; Streptophyta; Magnoliopsida; Fabales; Fabaceae
Source: the annotation of a GenBank genome assembly